Vicia faba (fava bean) is the source of this 1116-nucleotide messenger RNA. The record is from the annotation of a GenBank genome assembly. NCBI's taxonomy places the organism in Eukaryota, Viridiplantae, Streptophyta, Magnoliopsida, Fabales, Fabaceae.
AUGGCCGGAGUUAAUCAAAACGGCGUCGCCGAGUUCCCGGCGGUUCCGACUCACGGUGGACAGUUCGUUCAAUACAACGUGUUCGGUAAUCUCUUUGAGGUUACUGCUAAGUAUCGUCCUCCGAUCAUGCCUAUCGGUCGCGGCGCUUACGGAAUCGUUUGUUCGCUGUUGAACACGGAGACGAAUGAAUUGGUUGCUGUUAAGAAGAUAGCGAAUGCUUUCGAUAAUCAUAUGGAUGCGAAGCGUACGCUGCGUGAGAUUAAGCUUCUUAGGCAUUUAGAUCAUGAGAAUGUGAUUGGUUUAAGAGAUGUUAUUCCUCCACCCUUGCGUAGAGAGUUUAAUGAUGUCUACAUAACCACCGAACUCAUGGAUACUGAUCUUCAUCAAAUCAUUCGCUCGAAUCAAAACCUGUCAGAUGAACACUGUCAGUACUUUUUGUAUCAGAUUCUUCGUGGACUGAGGUACAUACAUUCUGCAAACAUUAUCCAUAGAGAUUUGAAGCCAAGCAACCUGUUGUUGAAUGCAAAUUGCGACUUGAAGAUUAUUGAUUUUGGUCUUGCCCGGCCAACUAUGGAAAAUGACUUCAUGACAGAAUAUGUAGUCACAAGAUGGUAUAGGGCUCCUGAACUGUUGUUGAACUCCUCAGAUUACACCUCUGCAAUAGAUGUUUGGUCUGUCGGUUGCAUCUUCAUGGAGCUUAUGAAUAAAAAACCUCUAUUUCCUGGCAAAGACCAUGUGCAUCAGAUGCGUUUAUUGACAGAGCUUCUUGGCACUCCAACUGACGCUGAUGUCGGGUUAGUGAAAAAUGAAGAUGCGAGAAGAUACAUCCGACAACUUCCUCAAUAUCCUCGCCAACCUUUAAAUAGGGUUUUCCCCCAUGUUCAUCCCUUAGCCAUCGAUCUCAUUGAUAAAAUGUUGACAAUUGAUCCCACCAGAAGAAUUACAGUUGAAGAAGCACUAGCCCAUCCAUACCUUGAAAAACUACAUGAUGUAGCCGACGAACCGAUCUGCAUGGAACCAUUCUCGUUUGAGUUUGAACAGCAGCAUUUGGACGAAGAGCAAAUAAAGGAGAUGAUCUAUAGGGAGGCAUUAGCACUCAAUCCUGAGUAUGCUUAA